This is a messenger RNA of Acanthochromis polyacanthus (spiny chromis), 1848 nucleotides long. RefSeq names its product RNA polymerase II subunit M (gene polr2m). Gene Ontology annotation, biological process: intracellular signal transduction; transcription elongation by RNA polymerase II. The record is from RefSeq and is a predicted model, not a curated record. Gene Ontology annotation, molecular function: transcription elongation factor activity. Gene Ontology annotation, cellular component: nucleus; intracellular anatomical structure. Lineage: Eukaryota; Metazoa; Chordata; Actinopteri; Pomacentridae.
AUUGAUUUUUCCCCCACGAAGAAGAAGAACCCACACUUUGAAAUGUUGUGUAAUGUGUUGGAGCGGCGAAACUUCCUCUGAAAUGAGGUUUCCAAAGCUCUCUAACAAUCAAGAAAUCCAUCAGCUGGACGUGUUUUUAGGUCGGUAAAGUUUUUACGUUGAAUUUUAAACUGAGCUCGGCCUGUUUGUUCAUGACUGUGGCUAGCUGCCUUUAGCUAACAGUGAUGUUCUCGUCGUGGACGGAGCGCCAGGGACAGGUGGGAGACCUGAGACACCAGAGCAGAGAAGAGCUCCAAGAACUGCUGGUCAGACAAGAGAAGAUCCUCUCUAACAAGAGGUUUCUACAGACUCUUCCUGACAAAGGGAAAAUACAGGAGUUUGCAGAUAAAUUGCGUCUCACCAUCGAACACCACAUUGAAGAGGAGAGUAGACAGAGCUUGGUGUCUGCUGCCAGGACAGAGUUACAGUCCAAGUACCAGCAGGCUUUCACAAACCAACAGCAACGUGCUGUCGCCACCACACCAGCAGCGUCCGACCAAAACCAUCAAAAUGAGAUCACUGCAGGUCACGCAGUACAAGAGAAGGAGACGUUACCUGUCUCUUCUCAUGUGCAGAAAAACACCACUUUGGACAAGCGACAGGACCAGUUUGUCUCCAGAGCAGCUGCUGUUGAAACCAUGGAGACGGCUGCUGCUGGGGCCUCUCUGAACUCUGAUGGGACAAAAGAAGGAGACCUUGCGGAGGCCUUGGAAAGGGUCACACUGUCUGAAACUAGUUCUGGUCUUAGUAGCGAGUCCAAAGACCCAUUAAACAGCAGGGCAAGAGACACUUACUUUCUCAGAAAUCAGACACCGAAAAAGCCUCACUAUGUAACUGUUCUGGAAAAAACAGAGACGUCUUCAGCUCCCAGAAAGCAAAAAUUCAAACCAAACCAGCUGCCUCAGAGAAAUGACAUCUCUCCAUCAGGAUCCUUGUCACCUGGUCAGUCCUCUGAAGGCUCCUCGCCGCUUUCUUCACAGGCCAGGAAGGAGCGAGACAGAAAACACCUGGACGACAUCACUGCAGCCAAACUCCCUCCUCUCCACCACAAUCCAGCUCAGCUUCUGUCUCUGGAAGAAUCAGCCAUCCUGCUAAAGGAACAAACCAAGAAGCAGCAGGAGUUGCAGGCCAAGCUGGCAGCCCAGAAACUGUCUGAGGGACUGAAGAUCUCUAUGGGGAGCUACACUCCUGACGGUGGCCCCAUGGAUGCCUACAGAGAGGUUCACGACGAAGGAGCCCAGCUCUCCUCAGAGGAAGACUGAUCCUGGAAGGCCAGCCGGGGGAACCAGAGUGACCUUGGCCCUGAAGGAAAGAGGCUUUGGACCUUUGCGAUCAGGACCCAUCAAACAGGAUUUUCACUCCAAGGGCAAGAAUUCUUAAGAGAGGAAAAGAGUCUUUGCAUGGUGUGAAGGAUUAGUUGGUAUCCCAGACUCAGCUCAGGAAAUUGAAUGGCAGGUUGAGAAACUAGCUUACUUAAUUGUCAUGCAGUUUGAAUUGGGUUCAGUUGUUUCAGUGUCCUGCAGGAAUAAUGAUAUCUUCUGUUAACUGGGAGCCUCGAAUGCUAAAUUUGAAGCAUGCAUCAUACAGGAAUGUUUCUCGUCAGUACACUGAAACUGAUGGCUUUCUGAACCUGAGAGUGUCGUACGUUGAGGUUUUCUAUUUUAGCGUGUUCAUAAUUGUAUGCACUUAAAGCUCAUCAGGCUGUUUCACCUCAGUGGUGACUGGAAAACAGACACAAAUCUGCAAAUAAUUUAAAAUGUUACAGAAUGUCUAACAGAACUGAAUAAAUACAACUGAUUCCCCAAAUGA